Molecule: messenger RNA, 2964 nt
Organism: Harpegnathos saltator (Jerdon's jumping ant)
Lineage: Eukaryota; Metazoa; Arthropoda; Insecta; Hymenoptera; Formicidae
Product: microtubule-associated protein futsch
Exons: 5
Coding region: 165-2492 (775 amino acids)
Source: RefSeq, a predicted model, not a curated record
CGUCAUGGCAAGAGCGAACGAAACGAGCCAUCGUGACUCACCUCAAAACAGAACCGCUCGCACCUCGUUAAUUCAUUAAUAAUUAAAAUUUACAAGUGACACGACGUCAAACGGGGAAAAGCUGAAUUGGACGAUCGAAGCUGGGGAAGAAAGAGCAGAAAAAGAUGCUUUCUUCGAAGGCAAAUGCAGCGCUGACGCGUGUGAAAGAAAUCGAAGAGAAAUACAAAAUGAAGCGUAGAGAGCAGAGAUGGAACCGCAAAGAAGAUACGGAUAGCUCGAUAAGCAGCGUCUCCAUAAAUCUGUCGGAAAACAUAUCGACGCAAUUAAAGUCAUCAAGGAACUCUCCAAGGUCCAAGCUUGAUAUAAAAAUGCCAGAUAUGAAAUUUGAAGAACUCGACGAACAUGCGGAACUUCCAUUGCAGGAUAAGCAAUGUGAAAGGAUGAACCGAUCUGUCGGCAAAGCCGACCUUGAUGUCACGAUGUCACCGGAAGAUAAAUCAUCGUCACGUUCUACAGGAAAGCAAGAAAGUUUCGCUUUGGAUAUAAUAACGAUUCAAGAAAAUAGCUCGAUCGAAAGCGUGCCCGAUGACUCGAUGAUUUCAUCGAAAUCACUUUCGCGCUCGAAAACGUUGCAACGACGGCCCUCUACAACUAAUGAGGAAUUUUCCAGACAUGAAGUAAGAUCGAAAUCAGGUUCAAAUUCUGAGAAAAGUAAGCAGCCUGAAGAAUUAAUCGGACAAUCAUCAUCUGCUAAUUUGUCAGUCGUAAGACGAUCAGACAUAUCUGAAAAAUCGAGCGAGAAGAUUUCCAAGCCACGUUCUAACCAGAAAUCGAGAGAACAUUCGAUCGAGGAAAGAAAAGUUGCCAAAACAUUGAAAAUGCUGAGUUCUGGCCAAAGUUUAAAGAAUUUGAAGCAUUCGAGGUCGUCGCAUGGUGAUAGCGUUAUCGAUGAGUCAAUUGACACAUCAGAGGACAAUAGUGAAAUUAUCUCGGAAUCUUCUCAUGUCGGGAAAAACAUCACUGAAAAGACCGCAAAUAAUUCUGUGAGCGACUCUGGCAAUUCCAAACGUUCGUUAGCUAAUAACGCUUCUGUGGACGUUUCAAGCGGACUGAAAUAUCCGACAGGUGAAAAUGGAUAUGCGAACGACACCUUCGAGGACAUUUCGAGCUCGAUCGCGCAAUCAAAAUCAGGAUCGCAAAAUAAGAGAAUAAUCAAUAGGAAAGAAAACACAGUCAGCAUAACAGAUAAUAAGGAAGACGUCAAAAUUAGUUUGGAUAAGGAACCGUCGAAUUAUGCCAAGAACACCGAAAGCAUUGAUGCGAAGACAGACAAGAGAGUAUCCAGGAAGAGUUCUCUGGAGAUAACUUCAGCGAGCCGGCAAGAAAGCGGCCGGGAAGAGCGCGUGAAAGUGUCAGAUGAAACCAGAGAACGUCUGAUGAUGGAUGUUAUCGGAUUACCUGUUGUGGAUGAUGAAGAGCGGACAAAACAGACGAAGUCUAGUUCAUCAAGGGAGAAGAGCGAAUCGAUAAAGUCUAGUUCGUUGAGAAAGAAGACUGAAUCGACGAGGUCUGGUUCGUUGAGGGACAGGAGUGAACCGACGAAAUCUACUUCGUCGAGGGACAAGAAUGAACCAACAAAGUCUACUUUGUCGAGGGACAGGAGCGAACCGACGAAGUCUACUUCGUCGAGAAAGAAGAAUGAGAGAAAUGAAGAAAACGAGAUUAUCCCUGUGGAGAGCUUGGAUCUACAGAUUCCUCCAAAUAUCGCGGACGUACUGAAAAAAAUACAUAGAAAUGCAAUCAAUAUCAGACAACACACGAGCUUGGAGACCAUGAAAAAAGCGCACGAAAGUUCGUCUACGAGGAAAAUCGAGCCUGAAGUCUUAGGGACGACGUCGAGGCGAAUAGCAACAAGGAAAAAAGAGAGUCAUCGUCGUUCUUCGGCAAGUAUUGAUAUUUUUCUGCUUCAGGUUGAAAACAAAGAUCGUGAAUACAAUACUAAGAAGAAGAAGAAGAGGAGGAAAGUUAAAGUUACUUACUCGAAGCCGGUUGAGACUCACGUUUGCGCCGGAAGUCAUAAAGAAUACAAGACUUUGAGGUACGACAGGAAACAAAUUCGUGAACUACAGAAGCGGGUUGUUGAACUGAGACUGCAGCAAGAACGGGAAGACCUCCAAAAAUAUCUACACGAACUGAAAGACUUAAGACUAGGUGGAUCGGGUUCUACUCCGAACUAUUUCAGUCCCUUGGAAUUUCCAAAGAUCGCAGAAUUUACACCGCCUGAUUCUCUCGACUUUGAUUCGAACGAUCGGCUUGCCGUGCUCCGAGAGAGAAUUUCGGCGAUCAGACGACACUUGAAGGAUCAAUAUAUCUUGUAUCUUGAUUGCUGCACCGUGGCGCGAACGAUCAAUGCCCGCUACGUUCCCACGACGUUGGAGGAUACUAAAAAAAUGAUACGCGAGCUGCGGGAAACGACGAUUAAGAUCAGGUGACAUCGCCGCGCUACGUGAGAUGAUAUUAGUACACGAGCAUGUCUUCAUCGAAGCUGGUAACUGAGCUGCGGGGAACACUUCGGGGAAUCGUGAGUACCUCAAAAUGGAAACUUUUAAUAUCUUUAGCGUCAGGACUUUUUCGAUGUUGCAAGUCGACGCUUCGCUAAACUCGAUUAACUUUCUAAAGCAAGCGUAAAUACAUCGAAACGAGAUAUCCUUCGUUGAACUGAUUCGGAAUUACGUGUUUGCGUUUAAAGAUAGUUUGAAGCACAUGGUAUCGUUGAAUUGAAGACUCGCGAAACGAUCGACCGGAGGAAACAGUUAAAGAAUCAGGUUUAUGCGUGAUUGUGUCGCAUAACAGGGAGAAUUACGUAACAUGAGUUAUAUAAUCGUUGUCUUUUUGAUGCUCGCGUGGUGGUUGGCAGUUUCUGUGCAUUGUAUUAAUCGGGCAAUAAACGAGCGUGUUUAAAGA